AAAUUUUGCAUUACCAAUAUGGACGCCCCCAUAGAAAUGUAAAUUUGACAACAGCGGUGGAAGUAUUUAACGAUGUAUUGUUGUAUUAGCUGGUAAAGUGGUCGAUUUUUAACAUACAAUAACAUAAUGCUGUAAACAACUGAGUAUACAUGUAGAAUCCCAUCUAGAACCUUGUUAAAAUGUGUAAUAUAAGACAGUUUGUUGAUAAACGAAUAACUGUUGAAUAUGGCUGAAUUAUCUCUUGUUAGUGUUAUACUCUUCAUAGCUACUGGGGCAUUGGUGUUUUGUAUACUGUUUUUGUUUGCCAAGCGUCAGAUAGCCAGAUUUAGUUUUAAAUCCGCCAGACGACCUCAUAUAUCCAUAGGAUAUGAUAUACCAAAGGCAAUGAAAUUAGAAAUACAGAGAAGAUUUGAUCGAGUUCAAUUUAUAAAAUAUGAACCUGUUUUAUUAACAGAAAAAGUUCAACAAAUCUCAGCAACAGUGCCAAAUCAUUACCACUAUAGAAUGAAAGCUUUAGAUGCUUUUUCUAAUGCAAUUGAGUGUUUGAUGAAGAAAGAUGAAACAAUAAAAUUUAGAAAUCCCAACGAAACUAUUCAACAUUACCUCUCGUCGCUCUGUCCAGCAUCCAUUAAUGAUACUCACGAUGCGGCAAUUAUACAUCAUUUUGCACAAUCAUACGACCACGCCCGACACGAUCCUAGUGAAUUUAGAGGAAACGAAUUUGUGAUAUAUAUGGAAUUAUUAGAUACUGUUAUUAGAAUGAUACAGGCGGAUAGGGUUAAUCGUGCUAGUAGUUUGAACUGGAAGGAAAGUCCAACAGAUACAGAAGUUGUGUUUGAACCUGGAAAAUACGGAACACAAGAUCAGACACGGACAAAGAAGUCAGCCUGUUCCUCGACUUCCGAAGCGGGGAGACUGAAACACCGUUCAAAAUCGAAAUCAAAAACAGAACAAUUAGAAAGCAUUAAUUUAGUGGAAAGCAAAUCAAGUGGUUAUAGUAGCACAGACCGAUCCAGUAGUUCUCGGAGCAGCGUCGAGAAACUAUUACCUCUGUCACAAAUAUCGGAUAAGGAGGAAAGUGUUUGAAAAACUAAAAACUUUAUUCACAAAAGAUGUUCGUGUUUACAUAUCAAUCGUGGUUUAGUUACAUAGAAAAUUUUAUAAAUUCAUUAUCCAUAUUUAAAUUUAUAUACAAGGAAGUGAUAUAUAGUGCAAUUUGAACCAAAACCAUUAGGGUAAUAUAUAUAACUUCAUUUAAAUUUAUAUAUAAGGAUUUGAAUUAUAGCACAAUUUGAACCAAAACCGUUAGGGUCAUUGAUAACUUCGUUAUAUCCAAGGAAGUGAUAAAUGGCACAAUUUGAACCAAAACCGUUAGGGUCAUAGAUAACUUCGUUAUAUCCAAGGAAGUGAUAAAUAGCACAAUUUGAACCAAAACCAUUCAGGUAUUAUAUAUCUUCAUUUAAAUUUAUGUCCAAGGAAGAGAUAAAUGGCACAAUUUGAACCAAAACCAUUAGGGUCAUAUUAUAUGACUCCUACAUGUAUAUAUCUUCCACGCAUACUUUGGAUAACGCUAUUCUUAUGUGGUUUGAAUUAUCUUAAUUAUAAAACUUUGGACUGCCAAUUAUCAUUUUCCUAAUAUACAUAUAAAUUUAACAAGAAUAAGGACUUAAAAAUGUUCUUUAUUUGGUAGGAGCCAUGUUGGCUCAGUGAGUAAGACAUUGCCUCGCUAACUUGGAGGUCCCAUGUUUCGAUCCCUUUGUUGCCAUGAUUUUCUGGCGUUACUACUCGUUGUCAGCGGUGUAUGACACGGGGCUUGGCAAGAGACAACAUAUAGUCGUUCAGAUGGCACGAAAAAACCAAGGACCUGUGUGCACGUAAAAGUUCCCUUGGCAGGUGGAAUUUGAUAUAAGAGUAGGCUGUAGCGCUGUUCGGGCAAAAUUCCCUCAUAGCUCACUGUGUAGCAUAUACCCAUCUUCUUUAGGCCAGUGAGAGCAGAACAGUACGAUGUUAAACCCCAUUUCAUUUCUUUAUUUGGUACAUUUAAAACAAAAUUUUUUAGCUUGGAUACCAUCUUGAGCUUGAUGUUCAUGGAUAGAUAUGUCACAGAUAUCAGAAAAGGAGGAAAGUCUUUGAACAGAAAUAGAAACUUUGUUCACAAAAUAUUAUUAAAAUCGAUCAAUCCUAAGGCAAGUUAUUGCCAUUUAAAGUUGAGAUUACUUUUGAUUGAUUUCUCACUGUCAUCUUUAUUAUCCUAGACAUGUCAGUCAGUAACUAAAGGAUAAUGUAUUUCUGUUCAUGAACAUUGAGCUCACUACCUUCUAUUGAUUUCAGGCUGCCAUCUUUAUGAUAUUAGACACGCCAGUCAACCACUGAAGAAUAACUCAUUUCUAUCCAUAAAAUCAAGCUAACAAUAUUAUCUAACUUAAAGGUGCAUUAUGUGAGAUAUAGAAAAAGAGCAGACAGUUCUGGCUAUAAUAGUUGAAAAGAAGAUAAUGAAUAGGGAAUAGAUUAAAAAUUUCAGUCAAAUUUUCAUUAAUAAUUUUAUUAUUAUAUAACAUUUGAGGCCAAAAUAAAGACCUGCAAUCGGCCGAUUUAAUUCUUACAUAAUGCAACUUUAAACUUUUGGUUCGUCCAACUUAAUUACCAUCGAAAUAAAACUUUUAACUUUUAUUACUGUUAAAAGAAAAAUGAUGAUUGGCCUUCAAAGAGCAUCACCUACCUUACCUCGUUGAUUUUGACUAGUUUGUGAUGAGUGGAUGAAAGUUAAGCCCCAUUUCUCUAUUGUGGCUUUAAGUAAUAUUUCUAUCAAGUAGUUCAGUGAAAGUAUGUGUAAAAAUUGUGGAUACGACUUUUGACUCUAAAUAUGACAUUGCAUAGA
Patella vulgata (common limpet) is the source of this 2878-nucleotide messenger RNA. RefSeq names its product protein C1orf43 homolog. The transcript is spliced from 8 exons. Bases 226 to 1086 code for a protein of 286 amino acids. The record is from RefSeq and is a predicted model, not a curated record. NCBI's taxonomy places the organism in Eukaryota, Metazoa, Mollusca, Gastropoda, Patellidae.